This is a messenger RNA of Vitrella brassicaformis, 1716 nucleotides long. The record is from the annotation of a GenBank genome assembly. Lineage: Eukaryota; Vitrellaceae.
CAUGAGCAGCGGCUGGAUGCCAUCAAGCCACUACUCAAGAUGGGCAAUGUGGAAGACGAUACGGUGAGCCGGACACAGUGAGGGAAGGGGAUCAGAGGAGAUGCACUGACUGCACGUUCUGGUUGUGGUUGCCCUGUUAAGCAAUUGGUGUCGACGAGUGUGUCGGGGUCCACGGUGUCGGUGACGACAGGCGUAGCGAAAUCGCUGGGCGACGACUCUACCUUUGCCAACAGAUUCAUCAAGUUCGCCUGCACAGACUUGGGCCUUUUGAGAGCUCGCUUGUAUCCCCUGUCUGUCUGUCUGUCUGUCGUGUCAGGUACGGCCCUACGGUUCGUGCGCCCAUCGAGCAUGUCCGGCGCAUUGUCGAUGUCGUAUCUCGUGCCCACAUGAAAGGGGCAGCCAUCACAGCGGCUGACGUGCGGGGGGCGAUGGGUGACCUGGCCAUCAACGGAUACCGACACGCACUCACCAUGUAACAGCGACGAGAACACACAGAGCUGCUCACCACACAAUGCCCCGACGGCUGUUCUCUGUCUGUGUGUUGGUUUGUGUCAGGUACGGUUUGGAUAGCGAUCGCUAUUUGGGGCCCGCUGACGGCCUGCUGACCACCGAGCACCUGCACAAGAUGCGGCAGUGGUGUGAGGGCGAGGAGGACGCCCCCGCACACAUCCCCUCGUGUGUGGGCGACCCGGUGAUGCGCAUAUACAAGUGAGAAGGGCAGGCCAGACAGAUGUGAGCAUGCCGGCAGUUUCUCGUCAUGCCCGUGUGUCUUGAUGUGCAUCCCAUGUCAGGGCGACUGUGGAUGGGUGGAAGUGGUUGGAUUUCUUCGAGGCCGUCAACGGCCGCUCCCCCCUGCUGCUCAUCUCGAAGGUGGCCGACAGCAAUGAGCUCUUCGCCAUCAUCAUCGAGGGGCCUAUCGAGGUCACGGGGACGGCCAAGAGCCGCAGCGACACGAAAUCGUACGCCUUCAAGCUGCAGGGGACAGACAGCCACCCACACGUGGGCUACAUCGGCUGGAACAACAAGAUGUCAAUCGCGGGCACACAGGUGGGUGCCUACCUGAAUGAGCCAGGCAGUCAUGGUGAUGGUCUCCUCUUUAUCCAUGUGUGCAGGACAGAGUCACUCCCCUCAUCGACUUCAUUUCACCCGCCUCCUACGCGACGGCCGUCCUCGCCGCUGCAUCUUUCUACUUCGGCGUCCGUCCGGCCGCCCAGAUGGGACAGAUCGGCGCACCAGCAGCAGCCAGCGAUGAGAUCAUGAAACGAUGCCAGGGAGUCGUGCUGGAAGAAGAGCAGGCCGACGAGUGGCGGCAGUGGCAUCGGCCGAGUGUGAGGCUCAGCGACUACGGCGGUGACACUGACGCAGUGCUCCUGCCUGUGUCUGUGAAGGGAUGGCACUUCGACAUUAGUGAGCUGGAGGCAUACAAGUUGGCGUGAGUGAGGGAAGGAGGGAGGGGGACGGUGGCACGGGUGCUGGAUUCAUGCGUUGGAUCGACACGCGCUUUGUACAGAUGACAGUAGCUGUCGGUGCUGCCUGCCUGUGCGUCGGUCUGUCUCUCACUCAGAUGGAAGCAUACCAGCAGCCAAACCGCCAUUCACACGCAAUUGAGCAGCACCGAUAGUCAGUCAGUGAGUCCAUCCUUUGGGUGGACUCUAUCUGUUGGUUUCUGCGUAGUCUGUCUGUCGAGCGUGUGUGGUUGAAAUGGACAAGGGCGGG